GACUGUCACUGUGGCACAGUCGUGGCAACUCACCCAAGGCUACGAGAUGAAGCACACCGCGCUCAUGGCUGCCGUCGUCGCAAUGUCUGCACAGGCGUACGAUAUCUACCGACUUCGCAUCCCGAACGGCCUCACGACUACAGUGGACGGCGUAUCGGCUGUUGGCCACGUGAAUAAGUUUGGUAGUGGGCGGUCCACAUCCUUCGGUCGGGACUUUGAACGGCUAGGGGGCAAGUGGACAAAAGAAUUGUGUGAAAAGGACUCGGACGGAGACGGCGCCACGAACGGGGAAGAGCUUGGCGAUCCCUGCUGCACUUGGAAGGUUGGUCGGCCCGUGCGGAAGAACCCGACGUCUCCUGGACAUAAGAAUACCUUCACGGAAGACCAAUUGGCAUCGCUGAAGUGCCAGGACGACGAAAUUGUAUCAACCCACAGUAAGUCAGGUGCAUCGCCCGACGAGCUCUAGACGAGGAUAGGAGUUACGGCGUUUCCUGUGCUGAUGUUUGUUAUGAGAAGACAAUGCACCGUUGUAUAAGUUUGUCA
Messenger RNA from Aphanomyces invadans, 543 nucleotides. RefSeq lists its product as hypothetical. NCBI's taxonomy places the organism in Eukaryota, Oomycota, Saprolegniomycetes, Saprolegniales, Verrucalvaceae. The record is from RefSeq and is a predicted model, not a curated record. Bases 47 to 466 code for a protein of 139 amino acids. The transcript has a single exon.